GAUUCCGGACAGCUGCCGGGUGCCACUCUGUCUGUCUCCUCCUCUUGCUCUCUGCUCUGUUUUGUGCAGCGCUGCCUGUGCCUGCGUGUGAUGUGUCACGGCUACACGCUCAGCCUCAGAGAGAGGAGCCAACUAGAAUGAUGAAGGCGUGCAGGCUGCAGCCAGUGACCUGAAGAAUAGAAGCCUUUCAGUGAUAAUGUUUACUACCCAUUUGAUCCCAACCCGACAGAAGAGUCUCCCGUUCUUCUAAAUCCUCCAUGGAUGACACGUCCUACAAUGCCUACAAGUACACCUUCCUCUAGCCAUGGCACGCAGUUCAAAUUCAGAGCACGCCAUGAAAGCGUAGACUGGAGGAGUAUUGCAGCUAUUGAUGUGGACAGACUAGCAAAUGAGUUGGACUUUACAACACUUCAGGAAAACAUCAUGGGUAUCACUUUUUGCAACAUAGAACAUGAAAAGUGCCCGCGCUGUCACAACAGCCUGGAUCCUGUACUAGUUAAACUGUUUAGACUUGCUCAGUUCACCAUUGAGUACCUGCUACAUUCUCAGGAGUACUUGACUUCUCACGUGCAGACAUUGGAGGAGAAGAUGCAUGCCACCCUGUGUGAGGCAGAACAAAUAAAAUGUAAAGUGGUCAAGCAGUCUGAGGAAAUGAAAUCACUGAAAGAGGAGUGUAAGCGUAGGAAAAAGAUCAUUGCCACGCAGCAAAUGCUGGUCACUGCUGGGGCUGCAUCCUAUCACAAGUGUCAAUAUUGUGAGAAGGCGUUCAUGAAUUAUUCAUAUUUACAAGAUCAUAUAAAGAGGAGGCAUAAUGAAGGAAAGCAAAACCUUCAAUCAAGUGAUAAAUUGCUGUAUGAAAUAAACUGUCUGAAAGAAGAACUACAGAUGGCCAAAACUCAGCUGGAGGCUGCACACACCGCCCACAUAGAGAAACUGUCACAGAUUCAAGAAAUUGAGCAAAAGAAAAUUGUUGAACAAGAACUUUUUAACAAAUUUGACAGUUGGAAAAAAGAAGAAACCAAAAAAUUUGAAGAGGAAUUACAAAAAGUAAAAGAUAUGUUUAUGAAUGAGAUGAAGGAGCUGACGGCUAAGAACAGCUGGUUAGAUCAGGAGCUACAUGAAAUGAAAAAAGAUGGUCUGCAUGCGAGAUCCGGCUUAGGUACUCUACAAGAAAGCCCCAGUGACUCAGACAAGGACAAGUCUAGACUUACACACGACAUUCAGUAUAUGAGGGAGCUUUUAGAAAAGCAGGACCGUAAGUUGGAAAAGCGCAUGCAUCAACUGCAGCAAGAGCAUGAGAGGGAAAAGAACCUGCUCCUAUUAAAAACUGAGAGGCUAAAAUUAUCACUAAAUGAAGAUCAAAGGACAAAGGAAGAUGUCUACAAGAAAAAAAUGGAUGAAAUUGGACAUAGGCUAAAGGAACAAGAAAGACUAAUAAAGAGGCAAAAAGAGCAGAUAAAAGAACUGUCAGUGAAAUCAACACAAGUUGCCAAAAAAUAUCCAGUGCCUACACCUAUUCCAAAGAUACAACAUGUUGAAACAAAACUAAGUACAUCAAGAGAACAGACACAUAUAUUGCAGCCCAUUCAGGAGCUUGCAGAGGAUAAAGAUGUGGACACUGAGGAAGCAGUGAGCAUAAGCAAACUUCACUCAAGAAAUGCUUUGAGGAAGGAUUCCUCAUUAUACAAAGAACUUCGGAAAGUCUGGGAAGAGGGAUUGAUGGACAAGAUAGAGACCUUCGGCGUUAAACUGGGUAUGCGUGGAAUCGCCACUGAUCACUUCAAUAGAGCUAUGGCUGCAUUGGAAUCUGACAGGAAAGAGAAGGAGAAAUGCAUGCCAGAGUUUCGGAAAACCAGGGAAAAUCUUUUAAGACAAGUGAAUCUGAAGGUAGAGGAACGCACAGCUGCUGAUGCGGGUAAAUCUUGCACAUUAGGAAGUACAAGCUCUGCCCCAUUACGUAGACAGACAACGCACAGAACCUCUACAUUAAAAUCUUCACAAGAAAAAGUACAAGGUGAACCAAGAUAUCCAAUUCCUAUGGCAGGCUCCACGCCAAAAGUUAAGUUGCCUUCCUCAAAUGAAACUCAUGUGACAAAACCAUCAAGCAAUACGACACCCCCAUUUAGUUCUGAUGAGGAGUCUGAUGUGCCGGAUGUGCCUUUGCAGUCAAACAGAUGCACUGAUCCUGUAAAAUCUAAGUGUGCAGUUAGUGGUAAAAGCUUUGUUGGCUUUGCAACUGAUGAGAGCGACUCUGAUGGAAGUGUACUGGAAGAGAUUAAGGUGCCAUCGAGACAUAAGCGCUAUUCUGAAGUGCACGCUCCCGCCAAACCAGUACGAGCACCUCUUAUAAAAGAACGCACUGAACAGCUUGAAAUGGCAAGGUCUUCCCAUUCAGCUGACCAUAAACCUGUGGGUGGAAUCGAUGUAGUUUAUGCCUUCACAAAAAAUGACCUGGAUAAGGAACUAAAGAUUACGGACCUUGAUGACACUGAUUUUGAUAGUUCUUCUUUGGAAAAGGAACUAUUUGAAGUCCCAUCCUCUGGGAAGCGUCUAGAAUCAACGGCCCAAAAAAGAAAAGAAUUUUGUGCUGCUCCUGUUAAAAAUCCUUUUAGUACUACUAAGCUGACAAAAGGAGAUGCUCGGGAAGCCGAUACGUCCAGCACACUUGUAAGCAGUUUAGUAACUGUGAGUGACUUCAGUGAUACAUCCGACAUAUAACCAUCACGCCUGAGUCUUUGGCCACAAUAAAAUAUAUCAAACUGCUUUAAGUGCCUUAAGGGUUUGUGCUGCCAGUGAUGGGAAACUUCAGUGUUUUUAUUUGUGUGAUUGGUAGAUCUGUUUUUUACUUUUAUAUUAUAAAGCAGAAAGGUAGGAAAGGUGUAAUUGACAUCGUUGCUGUUAAUGGAUACGCAAUGCCAAUUAUUAUCGCUGUAUGUCUUUUGGAUGAAAUCUGAUUGUUUCCUGUUCUUUGGCCGGUACAGUGAAUUCAUAUUGUAGCACUUAAUGCUCUUAUUUCCAGAAGUUUCUAUAUUUCUUGAACAGGUUGUUUAGUAUAAAACAUUACUAUUGAGAAUAUAACAGGACCUAAUGCAGACAAGAUGUCCUGUGGCACUGGGGCAGUGUUUACCAAUUAAUAGUGUUUGUCCAUUUGCAGUAUUACUAGUUCUCUGGUAAAUAUUACGCUGCCAGUUUUCAAUACUGUUUAGUUAUAUUUGAAUAUUUAAUCUAACAAGUAUUAUUCUUCAGCCAAAUAACAUGUGGGAUAAGUAUUGCUCUUAAUGGAUUAGUUAGUAUGAAUGCAUGUGAUGCAGCCAUCUAUUACAGUUUUGGAUUACAUCAUUGUAUGUUUUUGUACUUUUUUUUACUCAUUUGAAUAGUUGCUCUUUAUUACCAUAAAUGUAAAUUUUGUGCAUACUCUGACUUGCACAAGAGACAAAGGCUGUGUGUCCCAGGCGGCAUUUAGUAUGCCGGCUGUUGGGAUCCCGGCGCUCAGUAUGCCAGCGCCGGAAUCCCGACACCCUGCUUACUAACAACUAUUCUCCCUCUUGGGGGUCCACGAACCCCCUGGAGGGAGAAUAAAUAGCGUGGCGCAGUGUGGUGAGCGCAGCGAGCCUGCAAGGAGCUCAUUUGCACUCGCCCAGCUGUCGGUAUGCCAGCGGUCAGGAUCCCAGCGCCGGAAUGCUGGCCACCGGGACCCCGUCCGCCGGCAUACCAUACUACCCCCAUGUGUCCCUACCCCAACUUUUUUGUUUAUGGACACUUGCGGCGGGAUGUAAUGGCAUCCGAGAUCACCGGAGGUGCGGAAUGCUGGCCGAUCUCAGAUGUUUAUUUUAAAGGGGCAAUCACUUACAAGGCAUGGUUUUAAAAAAUUGUCCAAGAUCGUCCAGCAUCCCACACCUCCGGCGAUCUUGGACGCCAUUACAUCCUGCCCUACAUCUUGAAGAGUGUUUGUGUUAUGUCUGCCCUUAUGAAAACAUAACUACUUGCAGUAAAAUGAUCUGUGGGAUUACACUUGCAAAAUAAAUUAUUUGUUAUCCCACAUUUACUGUAUUAGCUGGUAACCUUUGUCUCUGUGUCAUGCAUUAUUACACGCUCUAUUUUUACCCUCUGUUUGUAUUGCACCUAUGCCAAAAACAGUAUUAAAAUCCUGUCCUCACCUAAA
Molecule: messenger RNA, 4162 nt
Organism: Pseudophryne corroboree (corroboree frog)
Lineage: Eukaryota; Metazoa; Chordata; Amphibia; Anura; Myobatrachidae
Gene: DZIP1
Product: DAZ interacting zinc finger protein 1
Exons: 19
Coding region: 262-2718 (818 amino acids)
Biological process (GO): cilium assembly
Cellular component (GO): cytoplasm; ciliary basal body
Source: RefSeq, a predicted model, not a curated record